CCCUGGCGCUCAAAGCGCUUCCUGUUGGAUUGUAAAAUGGCGCAUUGUUUUCUCCGCUGCAUCCCAACCGAGUAGUUACGUUUAUGGAACAAUUGCAAUGAUUUGCUACAAGAUACACGAUGCGAUGUUACGGUCGAAUUCUUAGGUAAAACACAGAGCAGAGAGCUAUAUUCUCCGCGCAUCCUUUUGUUUUAAGCUCGUUUUUGUUUAGAGCUCGUCCGGUAUUCAUCGGCUUUUAGCACAAGUUAGCCCUAGUGGUUAGCGUCCUUUUUUAAACUUGAGCGGCAUAACUUUGGACUGAAAUACUACUACCAUGGGGUACCUAAAACUCAUCGAGAUCGAAAACUUCAAGUCAUAUAAAGGACGGCAGAUAAUUGGACCUUUUCACAAGUUCACGGCGAUCAUUGGGCCAAAUGGAUCUGGAAAGUCCAACCUCAUGGAUGCUAUUAGCUUUGUGCUAGCAGAGAAGACUAGUAACUUGCGUGUGAAGACUCUGAAGGAUCUGAUCCAUGGCGCGCCUGUUGGGAAGCCAGCUGCCAACAGAGCUUUUGUCAGUAUGGUUUACCAGGAGGACACAGGAGAGGAGCGCUCCUUCACCAGGAUGAUUAUUGGAUCCUCCUCUGAAUACCGCAUCAACAACAAAGUUGUGGGCUUGCCAGAGUACAGCGAGGAGUUGGAAAAACUUGGUAUUCUCAUCAAGGCUCGAAACUUUUUGGUAUUCCAGGGAGCCGUGGAGUCCAUCGCUAUGAAGAACCCAAAGGAGCGUACAGCUCUGUUUGAGGAGAUCUCGCGUUCCGGGGAGCUGGCGCAGGAGUAUGACCGGAGGAAGAAGGAGAUGGUGAAAGCCGAGGAAGACACGCAGUUCAACUACCAUCGCAAGAAGAACAUUGCAGCGGAGCGCAAAGAGGCUAAGCAGGAAAAAGAGGAGGCUGAGCGCUACCAGCGACUGAAGGAUGAAGUCGCGAGGGCCAGCGUUCAGUUGCAGCUCUUCAAGCUCUACCACAAUGAGACGGAGAUUGAGAAGCUGAAUAAAGAGCUUGGCCAGCGAAACAAGGAGAUCGACAAGGACCGCAAGAAAAUGGACCAUGUGGAGGAGGAGCUGAAAGACAAGAAGAAGGAGCUCGGCAGGCUCAUGAGGGAGCAGCAGACAAUAGAAAAAGAGAUCAAAGAAAAAGACUCCGAGCUUAACCAGAAGAGGCCGCAGUACAUCAAGGCCAAAGAGAACACUUCACACAAGAUCAAGAAGCUGGAGGCAGCUCGGAAGUCAUUGCAGAACGCCCAGAAGAUGUACAAGAAGCGCAAGGCAGACAUGGAUGAGCUGGACAAAGAGAUGAGAGCGGUGGAGCUGGCCAAGCAAGACUUUGAGGAGCGCAUGGAGGAGGAGGCACAGAGCCAGGGCCAGGACCUCACCCUGGAGGAGAACCAGGUGAAGCAGUACCAUCGUCUGAAGGAGGAGGCCAGUAAACGUGCAGCCACUUUAGCACAGGAGCUGGAGAAGUUCAACCGGGACCAAAAAGCUGAUCAAGACCGCCUCGACUUGGAGGAAAGGAAGAAAGUAGAGACGGAGGCCAAAAUCAAACAGAAAAUUCGUGAAAUUGAGGAGAACCAGAAGCGCAUUGAGAAGUUGGAAGAUUACAUCACCACCAGCAGGCAGUCUCUGGAUGAGCAGAAGCGUAUGGAAGAGGAGCUGACUGAGGAGGUGGAAAUGGCCAAGAGGAGGAUUGAUGAGAUCAACAUGGAGCUGAAUCAGGUCAUGGAGCAACUGGGGGACGCCAGGAUCGACAGGCAGGAGAACAGUCGACAGCAACGCAAGGCUGAGAUCAUGGAGAGCAUCAAACGACUUUACCCAGGCUCUGUGUAUGGCCGCUUGAUCGACUUGUGCCAACCCACUCAGAAGAAAUAUCAGAUCGCUGUGACCAAAGUGCUGGGCAAGAACAUGGAUGCCAUCAUUGUUGACUCGGAGAAGACGGGCAGAGAUUGUAUUCAGUACAUCAAGGAGCAGAGAGGAGAACCCGAGACCUUCCUUCCUCUUGACUACCUGGAGGUGAAGCCAACAGACGAAAAACUUCGAGAGCUGCGUGGCGCCAAGCUGGUGAUCGACGUGAUCCGCUACGAGCCUCCACAUAUUAAGAAAGCUCUGCAGUAUGCAUGCGGCAACGCUCUGGUUUGUGAGAAUGUGGAGGACGCAAGGAGGAUUGCCUUUGGAGGCCCAUACAGGCACAAGACUGUCGCACUGGAUGGAACACUUUUCCAAAAAUCCGGAGUCAUUUCUGGAGGAGCCAGCGACCUGAAGGCCAAGGCCAGGCGUUGGGAUGAGAAAGCGGUAGACAAACUCAAAGAGAAGAAAGAGAAGCUGACGGAUGAGCUCAAAGAGCAAAUGAAGGCCAAGAGGAAGGAGGCCGAGCUGCGUCAGGUCCAGUCUCAGGCCCACGGCCUUCAAAUGAGACUGAAGUAUUCUCAGAGUGACCUGGAGCAGACCAAGACACGACACCUGUCACUCAACAUGCAGGAGAAGUCUAAGCUGGAAAGCGAGUUGGCCAACUUUGGUCCUCGCAUCAAUGACAUCAAGAGGAUCAUCCAGUCCCGCGAGAGGGAAAUCACGGACCUCCGAGACCGCAUGAACCUGGUGGAGGAUGAGGUGUUUGUGGAGUUCUGCAAGGAGAUUGGAGUAAGGAACAUCAGAGAGUUUGAGGAGGAGAAGGUCAAGAGGCAGAAUGAGAUUGCCAAAAAGCGUCUGGAAUUUGAGACCCAGAAGACCCGCCUGGGAAUCCAGGUGGACUAUGAGAAGAACCAACUCAAGGAGGACCAGGAGAAGGUCAUGAUGUGGGAGCAGACUGUCAAGAAGGACGAGGCUGAAAUUGAACGCCUGAAGAAGGAGGAGCACAGACACAUGAAGAUCAUUGAUGAGACAAUGGCGCAGCUCCAAGACCUGAAGAACCAGCACCUCACCAAGAAAUCUGAAGUCAAUGACAAGAACCACGACAUGGAGGAGAUCCGCAAAAAACUGGGCGGUGCCAACAAGGAGUUGACGCAGCUCCAAAAGGAAGUGACGGCCAUCGAGACGAAGCUGGAGCAGAAGCGCAGCGAUCGCCACAACCUGCUGCAGGCCUGCAAGAUGCAGGACAUCAGGCUGCCUCUUCGCUCGGGGACGAUGGACGACAUCAGCCAGGGGGAGGGGAGCUCUCAGACCGACGAGUCCAGCAGCCAGAGGACCUCCAGCAGCGUCCUGGCUAAGGAGGCGCUCAUUGAGAUCGACUACAGCAAUCUGUCUGAAGACCUCAAGGAUGCCUUGUCCGAGGAGGAGAUCAAGGCGGAGACCAACACGCUGCAGCAGCGUCUGAACGAGCAGCAGAGCAUCUUGCAGAGAAUCAGCGCCCCCAACAUGAAGGCCAUGGAGAAGCUGGAGAGCGUCAGGGACAAGUUCCAAGAAACCAGCGACGAGUUUGAAGCCGCUCGCAAGAGGGCCAAGAAGGCCAAACAAGCCUUCGAGCAGAUCAAGAAGGAGCGUUUCGAUCGCUUCAAUACCUGCUUUGAGUCUGUCGCCACAAACAUCGAUGAGAUCUACAAGGCCCUCUCACGUAACAGCAGCGCCCAGGCCUUCCUGGGGCCGGAGAACCCAGAGGAGCCCUACCUGGACGGCAUCAACUAUAACUGCGUGGCCCCAGGAAAGAGGUUUCGACCCAUGGACAACCUGUCUGGAGGAGAGAAGACCGUGGCGGCCUUGGCUCUGCUCUUUGCUAUUCACAGCUACAAACCCGCGCCCUUCUUUGUCCUUGACGAGAUUGACGCUGCGCUUGACAACACCAACAUCGGCAAGGUGGCCAAUUAUAUCAAAGACCAGUCAGUCCAGAACUUCCAGGCCAUCGUCAUCUCCCUGAAGGAGGAGUUCUACACCAAGGCGGACUCCCUCAUUGGUGUUUAUCCGGAGCAAGGAGACUGUGUCAUCAGCAAAGUGCUCACCUUUGACCUCUCCCAGUAUCCCGACGCCAACCCAAACCCCAACGAAUAAGAAGACUGUUCCAUCAUCAAAGGUCCAAAGGUCAUUCCCUGAUUCCUCUCCUCCAUCCUUUCCUUCUAUGAUCGCUCCUGUCAUAUGAUUUGAUAUUAGGGAAUAGAAUCUUUUUGGUAGUUUAGGGUUGUCCUGUAAACAGUGAUAGCCACCAUAUACAGUAUGUACAUGUCAUGAGUAUUGAAUACCACUUUUUUUUAAGCAGACACAUCAUGGGACCCCCCCCCCCCCCCCCAAGGAUGUGCCUAUUCCUAAAAUGUACAUUUAGCAUUUUGUUGUGUUUUAUUGUGACUAGUGUGUAGUUGAUGCUACAUCAUGGAGCCCAGCAGAUAUUCCCGAGUCAGCUUCACUGUGGGAAGAGAUCUAUGUGAGUCAGCUCUAUGUGAGUCAGCUCUAUGUGAGACAGGUCUAUGUGAGACAGGUCUAUGUGAGUCAGCUCUAUGUGAGUCAGGUCUAUGUGAGACAGGUCUAUGUGAGUCAGCUCUAUGUGAGUCAGGUCUAUGCUCUUUUAUUCAUUCGUCCGCUUUCAAUAAAUAUCGUUUGAAUUAU
Molecule: messenger RNA, 4558 nt
Organism: Doryrhamphus excisus (bluestripe pipefish)
Lineage: Eukaryota; Metazoa; Chordata; Actinopteri; Syngnathiformes; Syngnathidae
Gene: smc1a
Product: structural maintenance of chromosomes 1A
Biological process (GO): sister chromatid cohesion
Cellular component (GO): chromosome; meiotic cohesin complex; nucleus
Molecular function (GO): ATP binding; protein binding; ATP hydrolysis activity
Source: RefSeq, a predicted model, not a curated record